This is a messenger RNA of Apis cerana (Asiatic honeybee), 1784 nucleotides long. RefSeq lists its product as uncharacterized. NCBI's taxonomy places the organism in Eukaryota, Metazoa, Arthropoda, Insecta, Hymenoptera, Apidae. Gene Ontology annotation, biological process: G protein-coupled receptor signaling pathway. The record is from RefSeq and is a predicted model, not a curated record. Gene Ontology annotation, molecular function: G protein-coupled receptor activity. Gene Ontology annotation, cellular component: membrane.
CUUCUCCUCCUAUCGACGCUUGUAAAUUAAAUUCCACGGUUGGCUAACGUACACGUAUAAGAGGAAAGCGGAUCAACGUGUGGCUCGCGUUAGAUGGAGCGUGGGCAGCUUGCGUCAUUAAGCAUAGUGUCCUGUUCCCCCUGUAAAGGAAGGGAGGCGGGCGGAUGUAAGGAUGCGCUUACGCAGGAAACGGUGCAUGUCCCGGUGACGAUACAGAAACUUGUAGAGAGACAGAGAGAGAGCGCGAGCGAGCGCGCGCGCGAGCGAGCGAGAAGAAAGGAGGAGAGGAGAAGAGGCGACACACGUAGGAGAGAGAAGGACGCGCGGAAGGAGCGCACGGAUGACGCGAUGAGACUGAGCCCGAUCAUCCUGUCGUGGGCCACGGCGAGUUGGCUCGGCCCAGCCGGAACUGCGGCUGCGCGGGAGGGCGCCAAGGAUCACGAGCUGUCCACGGAAUUCUUCCUCGUGCCCGGGCUGGACGCGGCGGUGGACAGGAACGGGCUGGCGAGCGUGGCGAGUGUCAUCAGCGUCCCGGCGCCGAACAGGACCGUUUCGGUGCACAAACUCCCCCCCGGGAGGAAGAGGGGCCAGGCCGAGAUCGAGGCCGAUACACGCGCCUACCCGAGGUCCUUGCUCAGGCAACGACCCUGGGCUCUUCCUCUUGCUGCCCUCAGCGCUGCCACCAUGCUCCUCAUGGCUGGCUUCGAGGUUUUCGUACUGCUCAAGGCAAGAGUGACCGCACCAAAUAGACGACAUUUAUUUUUGGGACAAGCUCUACUUUUAGGCCUUUUCCUACUGGCAGGACUCUCAGCUGCGGCCUCCCUCAGCCAAAACCCUCUCUCCUGCGCCGCAUUUCGAUUAGUCGGCUUGCCUGCCGCUCUCGUAUUUGCGGCCUUGUUGGUUAAAUGCGUGUUCCUGCUCUCGUUAAAUAGCGGAGUUUAUCUACCGGCACCCUAUCAAGCAUUGGUAUUGGGAUUUGCGGUACUCGUGCAAGUAGCUAUAAUCGGGCAAUGGUUUUACGGCGAGCCACCCAUGGUUGUCCAAGUACAAAAUACGGGACAAAACUUCACGAUGUCCUGUUGCAAAACCCCUCUUGGACAGAUAGUCGCCUCCCUCGGGUAUCCAGGCGCGUUGCUGGUCGCGGUUGCUUGUUUGGCGGUUCGAGCGAGGGGCGUCCGAGACAACAACCGGGAAGCGGCGUUUAUCGGCCUGGCCGUUGGUUUAUCGCUUCCGAUUUGGAUAUCGAGCGCGAUCGGCUCCGUGGCGGCCUCGACGGAGAGCGACAGGGAGGCUUGGCUCGCCUACGGCUUAUUGGCCACUUCCCUUCUCGUCUUCCUGACCAUGUUCCUGCCGAAGGGCCGACAGCUAGCCGCCCUCGGCCGGGAGGCCACCGCGACGGUGAUUCGCGAUCGGGACGAUGCUAUGAGCUCGCUUCCCGGCAGCGGUUACUCGCCCUCCUUCUUCCACUUCAAACCGGCGGAAGCUUCUUUAAAGAGGAAGAUGCAUUAUCAUAGCGGCGAUCGCGUGGCAUUAGUUUCAUCCGCUAUACCUGGAUGUACUGCUUGCAGGCACGGUGGAAGCCCCAUAUACUCCGACGAUGUUCACAGUCCGAUGGAAACGUUCGUCUUACCACCACCAGGCAUGUACUUAAGACCAGAAGACGCGGGAAAUUUGUACACUACUCUAUCGGCAAAUCCCAAUGUAUUUUUUCAGCGAGCAGCUCAUCCCGGGAUGAUGUAUUGAUAAAUGCUUUCAAAUAAAAAUCCGUAAAUUUGACGAAAGAA